CGACUGUGCAAAAUGGCGGCGAAUGCAAGCGCAAACACAGCUGUCUUUGACUGUCCGUCAUGGGCAGGGAAACCUCCACCCGGACUCCAUCUGGACGUGGUUAAAGGAGACAAAUUAAUAGAGAAUAAAGUAAGUAAAUCUGGUUUGGAAUAAAACAAUGAAGCAAAGAAGAAGUUGAUCAUUGAUGAGAAGAAGUUCUAUCUGUUUGGAAGGAACCCAGACCAAUGUGAUUUUACGAUAGACCACCAGUCAUGCUCGCGUGUCCACGCGGCUCUGGUCUACCACAGACACCUUAAGAGGGUCUUUCUCAUCGACCUCAACAGCAGUGAGUGCAUCUCUGCAGGGGCCAGUUGUUCAAAAAGUUUAAUCUGGAUUUGGAAAUCCCAUGUUUUGCUAUCCAGGAUCAGCUCAUGGCACAUUUCUGGGCAGAAUUCGCCUUGAGCCCCACAAACCUCAGCAGGUGCCGAUCGACUCAACCAUGUCGUUUGGGGCGUCCACACGAGUGUACACACUGAGAGAAAAGCCUCAGACGCAGAGCAGCUCGGCUGCAGGAGACAGUAAAGGAGUGGAGGAUGAGGAACUCAAGGGAUUGCUGGGACUGCCAGAGGAAGAGACAGAGCUGGAGAACCUUACUGAAUUCAACACGGCUCAUAACAAACGCAUUUCUACACUGACCAUCGAGGAAGGAAACCUGGAGAUCCAGAGACCUAAGAGGAAAAGGAGAAGCUCACGAGUGUCUUUCAGUGAAGAAGAGGAGAUCAUAAACCCAGAGGAUGUGGACCCUUCGGUGGGACGCUUCAGAAACAUGGUGCAGACAGCUGUGGUUCCUAUUAAGAAAAAGAAACUGGAAGGCCACAGUACGCUGGGAUUGGAUGAAAGCGUAGCACGUCGGUUACAGAACUUCCCCCUCAGUGCUGGGCUCUACGGCGACCUGCCGCCCACCAGUCACGAGGCAGGACAAGGGGGCGGAGGUCAGGGAGGAGGGUCAUCUGCCAUCAUGGGCGGGAUGCCUCUGCCCUUCCCCAACCCCGCCCCAGAGAUUGAUCUCUCGCCCACAACAGUGCAGCCCCCCGCUAUGUUGAACCCCACCCCCGCUCCUGGACCCUAUUCAGCCGAGCCCCUCAACGAGCCUCGCAAGAAAAAAUAUGCCAAGGAGGCGUGGCCUGGCAAAAAGCCCACCCCCUCCCUGCUUAUUUAACAUGCCGUUUUGCUACACAACAGGAUACAUACAGCCAACAUAUAACAGAUUUGAAGAUUACUUCAUGGAGUUCUUUUGAAGUUAUUGGUUCCAAACUUCAUAUUUGCAGCAUUUCUGAUACAUACUUCAAAUACAUAAUCCUGCCUGUUACUGGUUGAGGCAUUAUUGUGGGGGUUACUCAUGGUGCGGCAUCUGAAGUUGACACUAUAAACUCUUGGGGAGAGGGAAUAUCACAAAGAAAUAUUUAGUUCAUAUUCCACCUCAUAAUCGGAAAGAAAAAAAUCCUAAUUGAAAUUAUAUAUUGCAUAAGAAUGAAGCUCAUUAUUUUUUGCAUUGUGACAUUUUCUUCAGAAGCGCAUUUGUCUCCCCAAAUUCACGUUAAUUAAUAUUAUCCUGUCUUGAAUUAUUAUUAUUAUUUAUUUGUAUAUAAUUUAUAAAAAAAUGGCAGUAAAAGCAGUACAAGGAAAACUACCAUGAUAAACAAAUUAGUAAGCAUAUUUGGAGAAAGUGUUUAAUUGUGAAAAUGUCAUAAUGCAAAGAAAUCUUAAUGGUUUUAAUUUUUCAUUUUCUUCAUGCUAAAUUUAAUAACCCAAACAUGUUUUUGAUAUGUUUCAUGAGGUUUACCUAGCCAACAUGUCAUUGUACACAACCAGUCAAAAGUUUGGAAUUAUUUUUUUAUUGCUUUUGAAAGAAGUCUCUUAUGUUCACCAUGGCUGCAUUUAUUUGAUCAAAAAUAUAGUGAAAAUAGUAACAGUAAUAAAUUACAUUUUAAAAUAUAUGAAAAUAGAAAACCGUUCUUUUCAGUUGUAAUAAUAUUAUAAAAUAUCACUGAGUGUAUUUGGUAAUUUAAAUCUUGCUGAGCAUAAGAAAAUUCUUUCAAAAAUAUUUAAAGAAAUUCUAUUUAUUCCAAACUUUUGACAGAUUAUUAUUACUAGCACCUCAUAUUACAGGUUGAUUGUUUCAGGCUUUUCUGAGACAAACAUCAAACAACUACAGAAGGAAAGCUUGGACCAGAUUCAGUAGAUAUGAGUAGGUUGUUUUGGUAAAUGCGUUCUAUCUCUCAGCAGUUGACAGUGUGCAGCAACCACUGUGUUUUAACAACAUGCAUUUAAUACAUAGAUUUUGCUUUAAAAAAAAAAAAAAAGCCUAAGAGCUUAUUCCCUGGGCAAACCUACCACAGAAUUUGCAAUUGUACUUUCAUGUAAGUUUGUUAUUAAAAAGACGUUUUCAUAUUACUUAUUUGAAGUACAAACCAAACCAAAUGUUAACACUAAAUGUAAGGCUAUAGGAAUUAAGUCUGUCGGUUUGAGCAACGUGUUUGAUCUAUUUCACUGUUAUCAUGAGGCAGAUUGUCUUACAUAUAGGACAUAUUUUAUGAAAUGGUUCAGAAUGCUGAGGCUGUGUAGCCUGUACAUUGGCUUAUAGAGAGAAGUACAAACUCAACAUCAAACUGAGGAAGAGAGAAUAGAACGAUUUGUGUCUAAACGCUGGGAGUUGCCUUGUAAUGUGAACUGUUUUGUUAACGUUUUUAUAUAUAUUUUUUAUAUCUUCUGAAUGCGAUGGACUUGUGAGUGAAAAGCACAGAUGAAAAAGACUAAACAUGAAAAGAUGAAAGGAAUUCCUGUUGUUGUUGGAUUAUUUGUCUAAUAAACAGUAUUCCUUGCCCUUAA
Messenger RNA from Ctenopharyngodon idella (grass carp), 2868 nucleotides. RefSeq names its product protein phosphatase 1, regulatory subunit 8a (gene ppp1r8a). The transcript is spliced from 8 exons. The record is from RefSeq and is a predicted model, not a curated record. Gene Ontology annotation, molecular function: protein binding; protein serine/threonine phosphatase inhibitor activity; mRNA binding. The coding region runs from base 386 to 1198 and encodes 270 amino acids. Lineage: Eukaryota; Metazoa; Chordata; Actinopteri; Cypriniformes; Xenocyprididae. Gene Ontology annotation, cellular component: nuclear speck.